Messenger RNA from Drosophila bipectinata, 2289 nucleotides. Its product is annotated as nuclear pore complex protein Nup88. The record is from RefSeq and is a predicted model, not a curated record. Gene Ontology annotation, molecular function: structural constituent of nuclear pore. NCBI's taxonomy places the organism in Eukaryota, Metazoa, Arthropoda, Insecta, Diptera, Drosophilidae. Gene Ontology annotation, cellular component: nuclear pore. Gene Ontology annotation, biological process: ribosomal large subunit export from nucleus; ribosomal small subunit export from nucleus; protein import into nucleus.
CCAACUUUAGUUCGUCCAUUUUCCAAAACAGUGUUUUGUUUUAAUUCCAUUUCCUCGCGGUUUUUUCAUUUCUUUAAGAAUGUCGCUUACGGAUUGCUUUGAACUAAAUAAAACAAAGCUCUUCGAGAAGAUCCGCGAUGGGCUGCCCAUCGUGCAGAAGACGCAGAAUCUGCUGGACUGCAAGGACGACAUGCUCUUCGCCUGGGACGAAAAAGAGUGCUGUUUGCUGGUGCGCAAUUGGCGGACACCGCUGACGGAGACGACCGGUGCCAAGCGUGCCGGUGUUCAGUACCAGACCCUGAUUCCUUCCAACACUAUAAACCUGGACGUGGACCGGGUGCUGGUUUCCAACGAGGGCUCCCUGGUGGCCCUCAGUGGCGAGCAUGGCGUUUGUAUCCUGGAGCUGCCGCGACGCUGUGGCCAGGAUGGUUACUAUAAUGAUGGAAAGGAGCGAAUCAUUUGCCGCAGCUUCAGCCUUGAUAGUCAGCUUUUUCUCAACAACCUGAAGCUAAAGGUGUGUCAAGUGCGCUGGCACCCGUACUCUGUCUCAGAUUCAACUCUACUCGUCUUGUUUAAUAACAACACUAUUCGGGUGUACAAUCACUCCAAGCUUCGCUACGUGUGGAAAGUGGGUCCCUCAAUUGUACGUGUCGGUGGCAACAGCUCCCUCACAGAUUUUGGCGAAGUGGCUGUAGACUUCGAUAUAGCACCUGCUGCCAAACCCAAGGAGCCUGAGCCUCUGGAGGAAAAAAGCCAUACCUUGAAUCAAAGCAACAAAAGCUUGCAGAACAAAACGAGCGCCGUAAAGCCGGAAAAGAUUGAGUGGCCUGUGAUUGUGCUGCGUGAAAAUGGUAACAUUUACGUCCUCAUGACUAGUGUAGAUUCGGAAUUGGUCCGCCUGCAGGGUCCCAUAACUAUUACACCUCAGGUCCAAGAUAACUACGGCCUGGAAUCCUGUGCCCUUAUGGUUAUUCCGUCUUUACCCCCAACCAUUGUUAUAGCCGAAUCUAAUGGAAAAAUUCAUCAUGCUCUACUUAUGGAUGCGGAAGCUUCCGAGCACUCCUUCAGCGAGGUAGAUGAUUUCGUUCUUAUAGAACCUUCCCAAUACGUUAUUCACGUUCUGGAAACUGUUAAGCUUGAGCUUGGAUUGGCGGCACCGUCCCAGAAAGGUGCCGUAAACCCUUUAUAUCUGAAGAGGGAUCUGAUCAACGAGCUUCGCUACUUUGCCUACCAUGAUGCCGGUCUCCACGUAGUGUCCGUAAGCUUCAUAGCGGAGUUGCAACGCUACUUGGAGAGCGAAUCCGAAGAGGAUUGCUUGGAAUUGACUGCCUCUUCCACAGCCGAGUACAUCUUGUGCACCAAAUUCGAGUCCAGUGAUCGUGUGAACCCAGUCUUCGGAUUAGCCCUGCUUCAAAUGCCAGCCGGUGUAGUCCUUCUGCUUGGCAGUGGACAGGUGAUAAGCCUAAAGUUAGUUAUUGAUGCAAAGCUGCUGAUGACGCCCAGUGAGAGCAAAGCCAUCACCUUGGAUUCAGAUUUACAGGACUGCGGAACAACAUUCGUGGAUACCAUCAAAUCGCUUCUACAGCGCAGUGUAAAUCAACCCAUUCUGGCGGAUAAACUUGCCGCUCCAUCCGCCCACGAAAGCUAUGAGCUGCUCAACCAAGCCAUCGAGGUGCUGAGGGAGCAGUAUUUGAAAAGACACGACUUGGUUAGGGCUGCCUUUGCCCGUCAUAUCAAUCAGAUUCAACUAAAAAGGGACCAGCAGCUGCAAGAGAUUCAGGAUCUGGAGCAGGAACGCGAGCUGAUCAGCGAACGGGCGCACAAGCUGGCCGAGAGAUUUGAGGAGAUUAGCGACAACCAGGAAGUGCUCGUUCGUAAAUGCCACGCCCUUAUGCAGAAGGCCAACGUCUCUCUGCCCAGCAACAUCGUAGCUGAACGGGAUUUCACUACGGAAGUGAAUCGCCUCAAUAUUGUCACCCAGAACCUAGCCACUGGUCUGCAGAAUGCCAAGAACACGUUAAACAAACAGCGAUAUCACAUCGCCAAAAGCCAGGAUGAUCUCAAGCGAAACGCCUUCGAGCUGCCGGAGAAGCAGCAUCGCACCAUAACUGAGAUCCUCACACAGCUCACAAGCGAGAUCGACCGACAGAUCACCGACGUCAAGCGCAUCAAUAAAAUCGUCGGCGCUUAAAAGCUUUGGAAAUUCUAUGGUUUAAUUAAAUGUAUAAUCUAGCAGGAGCUCGAAAGAGGAAUUGUAUUAAUAAUAAACAUGUUGUCGAUUAAGUUUUA